Durio zibethinus is the source of this 1619-nucleotide messenger RNA. Its product is annotated as pectate lyase-like. Gene Ontology annotation, molecular function: pectate lyase activity. NCBI's taxonomy places the organism in Eukaryota, Viridiplantae, Streptophyta, Magnoliopsida, Malvales, Malvaceae. The record is from RefSeq and is a predicted model, not a curated record.
AAUAUGUACGAGGGAAACAGGAAUGGAGGCAACUAAGCUGCGGCUUGUUUUCUUCUUUUCUUUUGCCACCCUAAUUCCAAGCCUAUGGGCAAAUAUUACUGAAUUUGAUGAGGUUUGGAAGCAACGUGAGGAACGGGCCUGGAAGAAUACCCUGGCAGCUUACGAACCGGACCCAGAAAAUAUCACCAGCAGCCUGAACUUCAAUGUUAACAUGGCUCUUGUAAAAGCUGGUAAUAGAACCAGGGAAUUUGAGGGUGUUGGUACUAACAGCACGAGGAGGAACUUGAGGGGCAAGCACAUGAAGAACACUGGUCCAUGCCUGGCGACUAACCCAAUUGACAGGUGCUGGCGAUGCCAGAAGAACUGGGCCAAGAACCGUAAGAAGCUGGCAAAUUGCGUGCUUGGUUUUGGCCACAAGACUCAGGGAGGAAAGAUGGGAAGGUACUAUUUGGUGACAGAUAAUUCUGAUGAUAAUGUGCUAAACCCCAAGCCAGGAACUUUGCGUCACGCUGUGAUCCAGAAGCAGCCCUUGUGGAUCAUUUUUGCUCGCGAUAUGAACAUCAAAUUGUCACAGGAGCUAAUAGUCCAAAGCAAGAAGACAAUUGAUGGCCGUGGAGCAAAUGUUCAUAUUGCUUAUGGAGCUGGCAUCACCCUUCAAUUUGUGGACAAUGUGAUCAUUCACAACAUUCAUAUUCAUCACAUUGUUAAAUCAAGUGGUGGCCUAAUAAGGGACUCUGUGGAUCACUAUGGUUUCCGGACGGUAGGUGAUGGAGACGGAAUUAAUAUCUUUGGAUCAACAAACAUUUGGCUGGAUCACCUUUCCAUGUCCGAGUGUCAAGAUGGACUCAUUGAUGCAAUCCAGGGUUCCACUGCAAUCACCAUCUCAAACUGCCAUUUCACCCAUCAUAACGAUGUGAUCUUGUUGGGUGCAAGUGACACCUAUGCAAGAGAUAAAUUCAUGCAAGUCACACUCGCAUUCAACCAUUUUGGCAAGGAACUGAUACAAAGAAUGCCUAGAUGCAGAUGGGGUUUCUUUCAUGUUGUCAAUAAUGACUACACUCACUGGAAAAUGUAUGCUAUUGGUGGUAGCAUGCAUCCCACCAUUAUCAGCCAGGGCAACAGGUUCAUUGCUCCGGACGACCCCAAAGCCAAAGAGAUAACCAACAGGAACUAUGCACCAGAGUCAGAAUGGAGGAAAUGGAUAUGGAGAUCAGAAGGAGAUUUGUUCAUGAACGGAGCCUUCUUCAGAACCUCUGGACCACCCUCACCUCCCCAUUGGAAUUACAACAAUUUGCAGAUGAUCAAAGCCAAGCCUGCAUCAUUUGUCAGAAGGCUCACUCGUUUUGCAGGGGCUCUUAACUGCAAAAAGAAGGUUAAGUGCUAGAGACAAUCCUCAUUUCUACGAAAGAAUGGAGUUUACAAAAAUUUUUAGGUUAUUUUCUUAUAUGUAAAAAAGAAAAAAAAACUGUAAAACUUUUCUUUGGAGUAGAAUUUAAAAACGUUCCAUGGUGUUGGUUUCUUUGUGAAACCAGCUUUUGGGUUUUCUGCGAAUGAAAACAGUUAGGAGAGAAGGUUCAUCCAAUCCUGAAUUUUUCUUUUUUCAAAUUAGAAGUGGAUAG